UCAUGCCUGGUGACGUCAGGUUGAUAUCUUUAACUGCGCAUGCGUGUGUGGCAGUGUCCCCCUCCGGACGUGUGUCCUAAAGAUUGCAAAUGAUAUAUUAUUGUUGAGAAAUUUAACCCAUAACAGAAUACAAUUGAAGGUGAAUACAAUGCUCCGACUCAGUGUAAGAGCAGCUGAUGCUGCAGCCCGGAGGCGACUCUGCCAAAGAGGGCCGCGGAUCAUUCUUCAACAUUCUCGACCCUAUACAGAAGGAAAUACUGGUGGUUCAGCUGCUAAAAUAGUUGCAGCAGGCUUGGUUUCAUUUGGAGGUGGAAUCGGGGGUACGGUCCUAUACGCUAAAUGGGACUCAAAGUUCCGGACCACGGUGGAGAAGAAUGUUCCGUACUCAGAUUUGUUAUUUGGAUUGGCUUUAGGGCCUGCUACCUCUUUGGAUUCCACUCCGACCAAGAAACAGCUGGAGUUGGCCCAGCCACCUUCUCUGAUGCUAGAGGAGGCCAAAUCAUCCAAGAAUAAAGCAAAGAAAGUUCCAUCUGUGACGGCCGCGACAACCCCUGCCUCGAACAUAGAAGAGGCUUCAGCAGAGGCCUCCCACAUCAUCUCCUCUAUGGGCGAGGUCCCUUCGGUCCCAGCUCCUCAAGACACGGAGGCACCCAAAGAACAGUGUGAAGAAUGCCAUCAACAUAGCCCCCCAGAGACGGCACUAAGCAGCGAAGAGCCUUCAGAACCAGGAGACGUGUUGACGGCACCAGAAGAACCUCUCAAGGAGCGGCCGGCUGAAGAAGUCACCGCUAGGAUAGCCCAGCAAGACCAGGCUGACCAGGACACACUCGCGUUUGUGUCGGACAAGCUUGAGGACUCCCUGGCCAGCUCAGCCACCGCCACACUGCAGGCCAUUGCAGCUCAGGAAGCUGCUCUCCAAGCAAUUCUGCAGCACACUCAGAAGCUGAAGGAGGCGAUGGAGACUGAGGUCUCCGCUGAGCAGAGGUCUUCCCACUGGAAGGAUCUAGAAGAUGCUGUAUGUGCACGAAGUCGCAACGUAGAAGAGGCUGGAGCAGCUCUAGUGCAGGCCAGAGCCUCUCUGGACUCCCUCCGGGCAGUGGUGGAUUCGGCGAAGGACUCCAGGGUGGCGGCGCUCCGCCCGAUGGUCCUUGCAGCGGAGGAGAACCUCCACAGCAUGACGGUGGACCUGGACCGGGCCGUUGAUAAGGUGCAGUCUGUGGAAUCGGAAGCUAAGAUCGUCUCCCAGUACAGUGAACUGGUCAACGAGGCCAAGCAGCAGUUCCAGAGGGAGUUGAGCAGCAUCACUCCAGAGAUCCAGGCCAAUUGGAAAGGACUGUCCGGCACGUUGUCCGUUGAUGAUCUCAACGCGCUGAUCGCCCACGCCCACCGUCGCAUCGACCAACUGAACCGGGAGAUGGCGGAGCAGAGGGUUCGCGAGCAGGUUCACAUCGAGGCGGCGCUGGAGCAGCAGAAGUUGGAGGACCAGAAGGCCUUGGAGAAGGCCGUCAGUCUGGCUGUGGAACACAACCUGGAGAGAGCACGGCUAGAACAAGAGAGGAAGCAGGUGGAGCUGAGGGAGGUGAUGGAGGCGGAGAUGAGGACGCAGCUCCGCCGACAGGCUGCCGCCCACACCGACCACCUCCGAGACGUCCUGAAGGUCCAGGAGCAGGAGCUACAGGCGGAGGCUGAGGAGGUGCUGAGCAGUAAGAUGAUGGAGCAGGAGACGCGCUACCGCCAGCUGACCCAAGAGCAACUGGAUAACUUCACCCUGGACAUGAACGCUGCCUACGCCCGUCUGAAGGGGAUGGAGGAGGCUAUCGACAGUCAUGUGAUCGCAGAGGAAGAGGCUCGUAAAGCCCACCAGCUGUGGCUCUCGGUGGAGGCGCUGGGCUACACUUUGAGGAGCUCCAGCCUCGACUCCCUGACCCGGCCCCUGGAGCCUGCCGCCCAGGCCAUCAGAGAGAGCUGUCAGGACGAGUUUGCCGUGGCGCUGGCCGCCGCGCUGCCGGAGGAGUCGCUGCAGCGUGGUGUCUACAGCGAGGAGUCGCUCCGCGCGCGCUUCAACGCCCUCCGCUCCCUGGCGCGCCGGGUCGCCCUGGUGGACGAGUCCCACAACUCGUUGUACCAGUACUUCCUGUCCUACCUCCAGGCCGCGCUGCUCUUUGAGGAGAGGCAGGAGGCCCCACCCGCUAAGAUCAGCAGUCAGGACUUGGACCCCUUUAAGAUCCUCUCCUAUGCCAGUUACAGCCUGGAGCAGGGGGACCUCGAGCUGGCUGCCAAGCUGGUGAACCAGCUGAGAGGAGAGGCCAGACGAGUGGUUCAGGACUGGCUGGUUGAAGCCAGACUGACCCUGGAGACUAAACAGGUGGUGAGUCUUCUGUCUGCGUAUGCUAAUGCCGUUGGUUUGGGGACCACCCAGGCUCCAUAGUUCUUCCUGAUACUUUACCAAUACAUUAGUUUUCGAGGCAUUAUCAUAAUAAUCACUCAAAGGAUUCUUUCUUUGCUUUGUGUUACUUUGACUCAUAUUUGAGAAUGGUAUCAAUGCAGCUGAUCUGUGUCGUGCUGAGGUUGAUGUUUCCUGAGAUGCAAUGCAGCCAAAUGUCUCCAGGUGUUUCUGGAUGUUCAGAUGUGAAACGUAUUACUCUUAAGAAUGGGUGUGUUCCAAUAAAUCAUAGACAACAAUUAGAGGGGUUUUCUCUACUGUUAUUAAUGCACAAUUUAUGCAGAUGUGUUCUAGCCUGUGGUGUCUCAGGCUGAUGAAACUUGAGCAUAUGGUAUUCACAAAUUGGUGCAUAAAGUAUCCUAACAUCUUAUUUGAAAUAUGAGCUCAAACUUGAAUGUUGCAAACAAAAUUAUUGAUAUCCCAUUUUUUGAGGGAUCCAUUUGAACCUCCGUCCAUGAAAUACAAAAUCUUAGUUUUUCUUUGCACUAAAAUUAUGAAUUAACUCGAAUGAGUCUAAGAAAUGUUAUAUGCCGAAACGUUUGGUAUUAACAUACCCGAUUAUUGCAUCUCCUCCUAGUUGUAAGAUUUGCUUUAUGUCGACAGCCAUUUCAAAACAUUGCAAAACUGUCUAGAGAUAUUCUAAUCAAAGCGGUUGAUGUCCAUAGGAGAAUUGUUUUUGUUCCAGGUGCAUAUAUAAAACAAGAUUGUCAACACUUCAUAUGGUAUACGAGAAAAUGAUAUAUAAAGCACACAAAAAAUAUGCCAUCUUCUGUGUGGCUGGUAAAAAGUAAUUAGUGCAGAUCUGGGCGGAGCUCGAGGUGUCUGGUCAGCAGCUGGACGCUGGGGGGCAUCCGGAGUCCAGGGACCUGUUCCUGAAGAGCUGGCCCCAGAGGAGACGGGGACUGCCGGAUCUUCCCCACUCCUUUCAGUCCUGCAGGUCCGGUCGUUGAAAAAACACUAACAAAAUGAGAGGUUGUGAAAGCCGACUUAAUAUAUUAUCUCACACACAAGUAACUGCAAAGAACUCCUGUUCUGGAAUCAGGCUCAGCACGCCAAGGUUGAACUACAUAACAUACAGGUGAAGUUCAACAAGGAGUCGGGGAAAGUCGCCCGCCUAGUAUUGGACGGCAGCGACAGUGGGAAGUGAGAAGCGUUCGUGUUACAUUUCCGAGAUGUGUGGAUCCCUCCUACAUGCACUGACCAAUCACAGCACUAUGUAUCGGGGCUCCUGAGGAGGCUCCUGAAGAUGGUGAGGAUGAGGCUCGCUCUCCCACCAAGAGUCGACCAUACCCACAUUCUAACAUGACUCCAGGAAGCUCAACCACUAGGUGUCAGCAGGUACUUGAAGCUGGGUGAUCUUUUAGUGGACGAGUUGCAAGGUCUGAAGGGGGGCUUUGGUCAGAGCCCCUGCCCCUCAUAAUCUGCAUGGCCCUGUAAAGCACAAACUUCUAUCCGCACUAUGUCUCAGGCUCUAGGCUGUUUCCCAAAGUGAAGGCUGCAGCCUUGCUAGGAAGCGUCCUUGCUACUCGCGUCCUAUGGAGAUGAGACUAGAGUGCUAGCUCGAGUGCUUCCUAGCGUUUGUAACGUUCAGACUUUGGAACGACUUGGUAGUGUGGAAGCGCUUUCGAUUCCGCUUUUUAAUACUGCGUGUCCGCUUGUAAACACAUGUGCGCUUAUGAAUAAAACAUGGCAGCAAUCAAGCUGAUCGAUAUUUAUUUGACUUUUGUCUGUUAUGAAUGUGGUCAUGUCUCCUUCGCAUGGAGCCUCUUUGGGGAAGUCAAAAGCUUUGUUGCGGUUGAUCGAAUCGUCUUUAUGAAAAGGAAAAUCCAUUCAAUUUUUAUAAAACUAAGUGAAAUGUUCUGAGAACUUAAUUCAUGCAACACAUUUACAGUACGGUUGAUUACUAUUAUGCAGGGGGACAAAGAAAGAGAUGAUAAACAUGUAUUUAUUUGGAUAUAUUAUUUAACUGAUCUGAUUCAUUCAUUCAUAUAUGCCUACAAUCUACCAGUGCUUUGAACACAUA
Molecule: messenger RNA, 4466 nt
Organism: Gadus chalcogrammus (walleye pollock)
Lineage: Eukaryota; Metazoa; Chordata; Actinopteri; Gadiformes; Gadidae
Gene: immt
Product: inner membrane protein, mitochondrial (mitofilin)
Exons: 14
Coding region: 149-2428 (759 amino acids)
Biological process (GO): cristae formation
Cellular component (GO): MICOS complex
Source: RefSeq, a predicted model, not a curated record